AUGGAGUCGACGGCUCAGCGAAACACAUGUCGAAGUUGCCGAUUCGACGAGUGUAUGCGACGAGGAAUGAAAAAGGAAGCGGUCCAAAGCGAAAGGGAUCGAAUACGACCGAAUGGAUCAGGUCCAAUUCCUGACGAUCCUCUCUUGGAUGCACUUCUUUCCGCCGAAGCCAUUGUGCGCCAACUUCGCUCAUCAGUGAUCACCCGAACAGUUGAUGCUCGGCGUCAGGCCACUACUGGGGAUGUAACAGACAGCAUGAAUCAGCAACUUACCCUAAUGGUAGAAUGGGCAAAGAAUUUGCAGGAAUUUCAACGGCUACCACUUGGCUCCCAAAUAGCUCUACUGAGGCAUUUCUCUGCACAACACUUGGUGAUGUGCGCGGCUUUCCGAAGUAUUCACCUCAACGACGCUGUCUGCUUGACAAAUGAAACCUGUCUACCGAGGGAUACACCGAAGGUACCCGACGUAAAUCGAGUAGCAGCACGAAUAGUUGACCAUCUGACGACGCCGAUGAGACAGCUUCAGAUGAACGAGAUCGAGUACGUCGCCCUGAAGGCUAUCGCAUUUUUUGAUCCACUUGCGAAGGGAGUGGAAGAAUCUCAUCAUGACAUCAACGAUACCCGCCAGAAGCUACUGGAUUCAUUCGAACGCCAUGUGCGGCAAGUGUCGCCGCUUCGCGAUACUCCUCGACGCUUUUCAAACCUUCUACUUCUACUGCCUCCAAUGUUGGCCAUCGCCCGUGAUCUGAUUGAAGAUGUCCAAAUGGCAAAGCUGUUUGGCCUGGCUGCCAUCGACAGGCUAAUGCAAGAGCUCUUACUACCUCCUGACAGCAGCUCAGACAAAUCGCCUUGA
This is a messenger RNA of Haemonchus placei, 852 nucleotides long. The record is from the annotation of a GenBank genome assembly. NCBI's taxonomy places the organism in Eukaryota, Metazoa, Nematoda, Chromadorea, Rhabditida, Trichostrongylidae.